UUCGGUACAUAAACUUCGUUCUUUUUUCCUCUUUCUCGCCACGUCUCAACGGGAAGAAGGAAAAGAAGAGAGAUCUCCUUCUUCCUUACGUAAUUCGUCAACCAUGUCGUACGCCUAUCUUUUCAAGUAUAUCAUCAUCGGCGAUACCGGAGUCGGAAAAUCAUGUCUUCUGUUGCAGUUUACGGACAAACGGUUUCAACCGGUCCAUGACUUGACCAUUGGGGUUGAAUUUGGGGCUAGGAUGAUCACAAUAGACAACAAACCAAUAAAACUACAGAUAUGGGACACGGCUGGCCAAGAAUCAUUCAGAUCUAUCACUAGAUCAUACUACAGAGGUGCUGCUGGGGCACUGCUUGUUUACGAUAUUACAAGGAGGGAAACGUUCAAUCACCUUGCUAGUUGGCUGGAAGACGCAAGGCAGCACGCAAAUGCAAACAUGACUAUAAUGCUGAUAGGAAACAAGUGUGAUCUGGCUCACAGAAGGGCUGUAAGCACAGAAGAAGGUGAGCAGUUCGCAAAGGAAAAUGGCUUGAUAUUUAUGGAGGCCUCUGCCAAAACUGCCCAGAAUGUUGAAGAGGCAUUUAUCAGAACAGCCUCAACUAUCUAUAAGAAAAUACAGGAUGGAGUGUUUGAUGUAUCAAAUGAGUCAUACGGAAUAAAAGUUGGGUACGGAGGCAUUCCUGGGCCAUCAGGCGGAAGAGAUGGAACUGCUUCUCAAGGAGGAGGUUGUUGCAGCUAAAAGUGUAGCUUUAUUCUUCAAAUCUGAUCAUGUCCUGUGGUUAUUUAUUUGUGUUUAGUGUCUUAACAUUGAGAGGUUUAUUCAAUUUGUUUGUUUUAUUGUUAAUAUAUCUGCUCAAAUAUAAUCAAACAUCAGUAAUAUGGGACUAGUCUUUCUUCUUUGAUUUCUCCUUGUAAUAUUUGACAUUAUCAAAGGUGUAUAGUGUUUCAUA
Molecule: messenger RNA, 950 nt
Organism: Nicotiana tabacum (common tobacco)
Lineage: Eukaryota; Viridiplantae; Streptophyta; Magnoliopsida; Solanales; Solanaceae
Product: ras-related protein RABB1c
Molecular function (GO): GTP binding; GTPase activity
Source: RefSeq, a predicted model, not a curated record